Molecule: messenger RNA, 5554 nt
Organism: Periconia digitata
Lineage: Eukaryota; Fungi; Ascomycota; Dothideomycetes; Pleosporales; Periconiaceae
Source: the annotation of a GenBank genome assembly
CCAAUGACGUGACGCCAAGAAUGCCACCUGCAGUCCAUGGCGGCUGGGCAACAGCCCCCCCCCCGGUCGUCCUGCAUCUCUUCUCUCCUCCCUUGACCACCUCCAUUGCUUGCUUGCAUUCUCAUUCAUCCACUCGUUCAGGCAUUCAUUCUUCACGGUAUUCUAUUUUCUGUUCUGUUCUGUUCUGUUCUGUUCUAUUCUAUUCUUCUCUUUGUUGGCUUGCUAGUGCUUUCGUACCUGCAAAGUUUCCUUACGCCAGUCCAUCACACGUCUCUCUCUCGCUCACUGAUGCUGCAGCCCACCCACUGCAGCCAUUCAUAUGUAGCAAAAAAAAAGGCAUCCAUCCAACCAUCUCAUGUGCUGCUUGACCAACUGCAACUGUGCACCAGGCAUCCAGCAAAGCAAAGCCGGUAUCGAGUUUUAUUGCAACUCCUGUACGAACAGCGACCACCCUUCGCACGGAUCAAGCAUGCCCCCUGCUCCAUGCGAGCAUCCCAUCGCCGGCCCGUUCUAAUCCCAACUAACUAACUAACCCCCUCCAUCAUCACCUCCAUCAUCUAACCACCACCACCACCACCACCUCGUCGUCUGCCAUGCCCAAGUACCUACUGAUUUGAUGAUAAUAAUACCCCCCUCGCCCCCCUCCCUCUCUGCUUCCCACAUCUCCCUCCUUCUCCAUCCGCAGCUGGCUGGCUUGACCGGCUGGCGACCCUGCUGCUGCUUGUUCUGCCCAUUGAUUUCCAUUCGCCUUUCAUCUGUCUGUCUGUUGCUCUACCGCCUGUCCCCACUUGUCUGCUGUCGUUGCUUUGUCCGUGCCGUACCCGGCUAGUUACUUGCCAUCCAUAGAUCCCGCCUAGCUAAUUGUCCAUCUCCGCUGCGUCCGCCGCACAUCGUCGGUCUUGGCUCGAGUCCAACAAUCGCGCGCCCGCUCACUUUGUGCUUGCUCUUUUCCAUUCAGCCCGCCUACCUCCACCCGCCUUCUUAUCUGCUUCCGCUUCUGCUGCUGCUUGCACCACCUUUCUUGUCCUUUUUUCCUUUGCUGUCCAUCUCCCGCACCUUCUUCCUACCUUCUUCUUCGCCUCCAUACCGCUGCCUCGCCCUCCUUCUUGUCUGUCGCCUUCGUCUCUCCUCGUGCAGUGACCCUCGUCAUCGCCCCUCACUGUCCGCGCCCACCACAUCACACCACGCACACACCGCACAUACCCUUCGAGCCUCCCAUCAAAACAUCCGCAUCGCCUCUACCGCUUGAUAUGAAUACUCGAUCCGGCUGACGAGCGAGCGACGUCGCUGUGCAAUGCGAUUGCGCCCCCCGUAAAUCGUCAUGAACGCAAACUUUCAAGAUGCUGAGCUCGCAUUCGCUAUGCGCGACGACGAUCCGACUUCGGCCUUGAAGGCCGGGAUUGCAGAUACCUCCUCAACCGUGGAACCGUCACCGACCCAGACGCAGGCGCAGGUCCCUUCUGCAUCCUCUGCCACUCCUCCCAUUGACCCUGCCGAGCCCACUGCCGCCGCCCUGCCUAUCCAGACACACCAUUUUCACGACACCGCAACGCAUCGAACCGAUCCCCAUCUCCACGCAAAUGGCGAAUCUACCCCCACAGCAAACAGCCACGAGCACCUUCUGCCCGAGACCGACAUCACCCCACGAUCAGAACUGCCUUCCCAUCCUGAAGCCAUAAACGAGCAUAUCCACCACCUCAACCGGGAUACAGAUGAAACCAACUACUUUUCUCCCCAGCCUAUGCGCGUCCUCAAACCCAUCUCCACCGCUCACUCCUCCCCUGCGCCCAUAGAUACCAUUCAUGGGUUGGGUGCGUCACAUCUGACCAGACCCUCACCUGCCCGCGACUACUCCAGCACCUCUACCGCUAGCGUCGCUACCGUACGUGCCAACUCGGUCGACUCACUGCAAGCCUCGACUCCGCCUUCCAAACGCCGCGAUGGCCCUCACUAUCCAAACCAGUCCUAUGCAGCCUUGCACUCCCAGCACUACUAUCCUCCCUCUAUCCACCGCGCAAACAGCUCUCACCCUUCCCAUCAUCAUUCUGGCUACUCGGUGUCCCAUAUAUCCACCUUUGGGGCCGAGUAUCGCCGCGACAUCAUGGAUUCCGGCUCUCGCACUGUCGGCAAUUCUCCCGCCAGCAGCCCCGGACUUUUCUCUGCCAACAGCCCCAUCCUGCGCCCCUCCCCUCAAUCUGAUGACAAUCUGUACUCGACUCCAUGGUUGCACCCCAGUCACAGGCAAGCCCCCAAGGAAACGCACAUCGCUGAUGUCGAUGUGGACCCUGUGUCCGGCCGCAAAAUCGUCAACCACUACGAGAUUUUCGAUGAACUGGGCCGAGGUGUCCACGGCAAGGUCAAGCUGGGUCGUAAUCUGGAAACUGAGGUCUAUGUUGCCAUCAAGAUUGUCGAUCGUUAUUCGAAACGUCGUCGUCUCGGCAAGAAUACCAGUCACGAGGACAAGAUCAAGAAGGAAAUCGCCAUUCUGAAGAAAGCCCGCCAUCCAAACAUAGUCAGUUUACUCGAAGUGAUCGAUGACCCGAGCAUCAAAAAGGUUUACAUUGUGCUCGAGCACGUGUCGCGAGGCGAAGUCAAAUGGAGGGCAGACGGUGCCAAGGAAAUCUGCCAGGUAGAAUUCCGGCGAUAUCAGCGAGAACAGCAAGGCGUUUUCGAUAAUGAGAGCGCCAUCAUGGAGGACGAAAAAAUAAUUCGGCUUGCCCACCAGAAGCUCGAACGCCAGAGGCGUCGUCAGGCUCGCGAGCGAAAACAGCGGAGAGAUGAGAGCGCCGGACACGAAGCCUGGAGUCUUGAAUUGGGUGGAGAUUCAGAAGACGAAUUUUCUGAAACCGACGGUAGUUCGCGAGCCUCUACUCGUGGCGAGGAUCGGCCUUCAAGCCGGCUUCAAGGCAUCUACCACGAACCAGCCAGUGCCGAGGAAAGCGCAAACAUGGAGACGGCCUUUCGUUCGAGUACACCUCGGCUAUCGAAUCACGACUUCGCUACUGGACUUGAAGGCACCAUGUAUGGUGCUUACGAUACAGAAGCUAUUCGUGGCCGCACCCCCAGCGUUGCCGGAAGUACCUCUUCCCACUUCACCGAUGGAGAGGAUGAAGUACCUGAGCACUUUCGCUAUGUACCUGUGAUGACGAUACAGCAGGCACGUGAGGUCCUGCGUGAUACUGUUCUCGGCCUGGAAUAUCUCCACUACCAGAAUGUUAUCCAUCGGGAUAUAAAACCUGCCAAUCUUCUACAGACCAUGGACGGCCGAAUCAAGAUCUCCGACUUUGGUGUCUCGUACCUCGGGCGCAGGCCCGUCGACGAAGGAAAUGGGGAACAAUCCGAGUCGGAUGCGCAUGAUGCCGAUGAUGCGGUCGAGCUGGCCAAAACAGUAGGCACGCCUGCCUUCUACGCGCCAGAGCUUUGCAACACCGACCUCGAGGCCGAGACCCCACAAAUAGACCACAAGAUUGAUAUUUGGGCCCUUGGAGUCACGUUGUACUGCUUGAUCUAUGGACGAGUACCCUUUCACGAUAAAAAUCAAUGGCUUCUGAUGAAGCGCAUCGCGGACGAGGAACCCUACGUCUCCAGAUUUCGAUUGAAACCCGUAGCAGAUGAUACGAGCUCCCGCCCCAACUCCCACGGUCGCAUGUUCAAUACCCUCACUACCAGUAGGCGGGCACCGCACGACCUGGAUUAUGAAGAGUUAGACGACGAUCUUUUAAAUCUAUUCGAAAAACUAUUCAUCAAGGACCCACGAAAACGCAUCACGAUACAAGAGAUCAAGCGUCACCCAUGGCUCACCCGUGAUAUCGAGAACUUCCAUUCUUGGGUGGAGGACACUGACCCCGACAAAACCUCACAAGGUGGCAAAAUCAAGAUUUCAAAGGACGAUAUCGAUCAGGCUGUUGUCCCCAUUACGAUCCUGGAUCGCGUCAAACUUGGGAUUCGCAAGGUCACCGAGAUCACGCGCAGUCUCACACGCCAGGGCUCGAGGAAGCGAGCACCCAGCACUGCCAGUAGCAACGACGCACUCUCUGCAACUGCAAUCCACUCGAGCAGCUCCGGCUAUUACGAAGGCCGCCGCCCCAGCUUGGGCCCCGGUAUGCCAAUCUUUGAAGCGCUCAGUCGAUCUCGUGAGCCUGAACACCCACUCUCUCAGAGUGUUACAGCGAGUCCCGAAGCGACCGAAAAGCCACGGUAUUUUGAUGGCAGGAACUCUCGUACUUCCUCCCCAGCGCAGAGCGCAGAGAAGAAAGAUAAAACUGCCCCAUCAGCUCCGGCCACCAGACCGCAUUUGCCAGACCGGGCAUUCUCGGCCUUAUCUACGUCAGCAUCAAUACGCACUGUGCGUCAGUCAGAUCUAUCCAGCAGAACAUGCCCUGCAUCGCCAGCUUUACCCCCGGCUCUUCCGGGAACGCCAACAACCAUCGAUACUCCGAGUGGAUCGACCCUAGGAGGAAUCUUCGGUGGGAUGCCGAAGCGUGUUGUACACGAAGCCAGAUCUGACGCGAAGUUUUUGCAGUCACCCGGAAGCCAACAUACAAGGGCAAAGUCGAUAGAUAGAGUAUCCGGUCCCCCAGAAGAUGCACACACCUGGCCAAGUCUAGCUAUAAGCACCGCCAACGCCUCUGGACAGGUGGAUCAGCCUGAUCUCUUGAAGGACAUGUCACCUACGUUUGCCCGAGGACCCUCACCAAGCCCUUCAGACAUCCGGAUACCAAACUCCGCUGAGAGAGGGGCAUCUCGCCAAUCUUCAGUUUCGUCUCUUUCGUCUCGCCUUUACCGGACCUGGGCUACACAAAAUAGUGAUUCAGAUAUCGCUGCGUCCCUCGACAUAUCGUCAUUGUCGCAUUCGCCGGGUGCACGGGACUUUCUGGAAGAGAGAUUCAGCAAAGCCAAGGAUGAAUUCGUCCGCCGCAAGGUCGUGGAAGACAGCUCCAGCCGUGAAAAGCCACCUUCAGUCAUUCAGCAUCGUCCUUCCUCCGCGUUGAGUCGGACGGUGUGCCCGCCCAGUCCCGACGACGAGUUGUUCUUUCAGCAACAACAGCAACAACAGAAUGCGGACGAGUCUUUGGAUGAACAACGCCGACCCCAAUCAAAUACAAGCCCAAGGACCUUCACAUCGUCCUCUUCGGAAGAUCAGUUUGCCUCCAUUUCACAAUCGACUUCAAAUCCGUCCAUUCCUUCGAUUCCGUCCGCAGGCUCCUCCAUAGCCGCAGAAGAAUGCAGGCAUCCAGAUACUUUUCCCAUCAUGACACCUGCAGCAUCUGCCGAGUCCUUUGUCAAUCAGUUCGAUGCCCCUUCCGAAGACCCAGCUGGGUACGAUGGCGAUCACGCCGUCGAGAGUGAUGAUGAUGACUCAUCGGAAGAUGAACUUGUGCUGAAUCUCGGGAAAAGAGCAAAUCGAAGUUCAUCCGUCUCAGUAGCCGAAAUUGCAAGAUCGGGCAUUCGAGACGAAGCCAGCAGCCGCAGGCGCCCAGGCCGAAGCGGCAGCAAUGGCACCGUUAAAAAAGUUCCGGCCCCAGGCACCGAAACCCCCUCUGAACCAAUCUGA